Molecule: messenger RNA, 546 nt
Organism: Mucor velutinosus
Lineage: Eukaryota; Fungi; Mucoromycota; Mucoromycetes; Mucorales; Mucoraceae
Exons: 4
Coding region: 1-546 (181 amino acids)
Source: RefSeq, a predicted model, not a curated record
AUGGACUGGAAAAUCUUAAAUGUGUUGGAGGAGUUGUUCCUUAUCUAUAGACCAACGUCAACGGACUGUCUUACUAUUUUCAAGCAAAGUUUCAAGAGAUUUGCGAGCAACUAUAAGUCGAAUGAUGCUCGCUUGAAUACUGCCACGAAGAAGCUAUACGACAAUUGUAAUAAAGUGUUGGCCACUGACCCCGCGAAAUUGAUCCUGUGCAAGCAGCGUGUUGAGCAAUUGAGCUCUUUGCAUCAUUCAUUUGUGGUCGAGGAAGUCAUCAAGGACAAGAAAGAAGCACUUCAGUCAAGUUCAUUACAAUCAACACCGUCACCAACAACAGCAUCAGCUCAAUCCUUAUCCAAAAGAGGUCCCGAUGAAUCUUCAGCUCUCAAUCCUCAAAAGAAAAGACCUAGACGAUUAAGUGCUAAUUAUCUCAACACCUUGACCUUGAAUGUACAAUUAGAAUGUCUCACAAAUGCUUAUGGCAGACACAACAUGUUGGAUUUUGCAUCUCCAGGGCUGAUCCCAUUAAGGCUUGCAAGCGUCGUUAAGUGA